Messenger RNA from Dalotia coriaria, 1374 nucleotides. It is a transcript of the gene Coprox, whose product is annotated as oxygen-dependent coproporphyrinogen-III oxidase. The record is from RefSeq and is a predicted model, not a curated record. Gene Ontology annotation, cellular component: cytoplasm. NCBI's taxonomy places the organism in Eukaryota, Metazoa, Arthropoda, Insecta, Coleoptera, Staphylinidae. The transcript is spliced from 3 exons. The coding region runs from base 163 to 1272 and encodes 369 amino acids. Gene Ontology annotation, molecular function: coproporphyrinogen oxidase activity.
CGGCCAUAACCAACUUAACCGCAAUCACGUCAACCACACGUAUGUUUUUCAAUUACAAACACUUGACUUUUUACCAACUCACUUCACAGCAACGUAAUAACAUAAAAUGCAGUCCCUAUAAUAGUCCUUAGGAGAACAGUGCAACAAUACAAUCAUACAAUCAUGGUGUUCAAAAUCUUCAAACGGCACGUAGCGAUGAUAACGUAUCAAUAUUCCAAGAAAUUCAAAUAUGGAAAAUAUGGAACAUUAGUAGGAGCAGCAGUACUAGUAUCAUCAUCCUCACCUCAGAGACAUGAUUACAACUUCAUGGCACCCACAAUCACAUCCCGCCAACAUUUAAGAGCAAACAUUGAUGACAUGAAAACCAAAAUGGAAUUAAUGAUUAUGAGAGUGCAGGCAGAGUUCUGUAGGGCUUUAGAAAGCCAAGAAUUCAAUGGCAUUAAAUUUAAGGUAGACAGAUGGGAGAGGGCUGAAGGUGGAGGUGGCAUAACUUGUGUGUUGCAAGAUGGGGAGGUUUUUGAAAAGGCAGGCUGCAAUAUUUCUGUUGUUACUGGUCUAUUACCCAAAGCAGCAGCACAACAGAUGAAUUCCAGAGGUAAAGCAUUGCAAUCUGAUAAGUUGCCAUUCUUUGCUGCUGGUGUCAGCUCUGUUAUCCACCCAAGAAACCCACAUGUGCCAACAAUCCACUUCAAUUAUCGCUAUUUUGAAGUACAAGAUGGCAAAGAGAAAAGAUGGUGGUUUGGGGGUGGUACAGAUUUAACUCCGUAUUAUUUGGAUGAAGCUGAUGCGCAGCAUUUUCACGGUGUUUUGAAAACCGCUUGCGAUUUGCAUGAUAAAACAUAUUAUCAGAAGUUUAAGAAGUGGUGCGAUGAUUAUUUCAACAUUCCGCAUCGCGGUGAAAGGCGCGGAAUUGGCGGAAUAUUCUUUGAUGAUUUGGACACUCCGAGUCAAGAAGACGCGUUCAGGUUUGUCACAGGAUGCGCGGACGCUGUUAUACCAUCGUAUUUGCCAAUAGUAGAAAAGCACAAGAAUAAAAGUUAUACUAAUGCUGAGAGGGAGUGGCAAUUGUUAAGACGAGGCCGUUAUGUGGAGUUUAAUUUGAUUUAUGAUCGUGGAACAAAAUUCGGGUUGUAUACACCCGGUGCUAGAUAUGAGAGUAUUUUGAUGUCGCUGCCGUUAAAUGCGCGUUGGGAAUACAUGAACAAACCGUUCGAGAAUAGCAGAGAGAUGAAACUUACCGAAGUGCUUAAGAAUCCACGGGAUUGGGUAUAAACUUAUUACGUACGUAUUAUUCAUGUUAAAUCACGAUUUACAGAUGUAUCACUUGUUGGAUUUUGCAAUAUUGAUUGAAUAUAGAUUAUAAAUUGUUUCGAA